Molecule: messenger RNA, 1149 nt
Organism: Rhizopus microsporus ATCC 52813
Lineage: Eukaryota; Fungi; Mucoromycota; Mucoromycetes; Mucorales; Rhizopodaceae
Product: translation factor
Exons: 2
Coding region: 1-1149 (382 amino acids)
Biological process (GO): regulation of translational fidelity
Cellular component (GO): cytoplasm
Molecular function (GO): nucleotidyltransferase activity; double-stranded RNA binding; tRNA binding
Source: RefSeq, a predicted model, not a curated record
AUGUUUGAAACUCAAGUUCAUAAAGUCACUCCAUCUCAUUUUGUACUCAAAAAGAGUCAAGGCGAGUUUGCUGAACAAAAUGCGUCUACAGUCAUUACGCAUCCAGACGACCAAGCAGCGAUCGAUAAAGCUGUUUAUUAUCUAAAGCGAGGUGAAGCGAUCGGUAUGCCAACAGAGACAGUUUAUGGAUUAGCAGCGAAUGCUCUUUGUGCUGAUGCUGUUGCCAAAAUCUUUGCAGCCAAAAACAGGCCUCAGGACAAUCCACUCAUUGUGCAUGUAUCUUCGAUUGACAUGCUCAAAAGUAUUUUACCCGACCAACAUUUACCUGAAGUCUACUUACCUGUCAUUCGUCAGCAUUGGCCAGGACCACUGACCAUUGUUUUACCAGCAUCCGAAAAAAUCCCAACGUCUGUUACCUGUGGUCACCCUACUGUCGCCGUUCGAUUUCCUUCGCAUCCUAUCGCCCGAGGUUUGAUUGAAGCAUGUGGAUUUCCACUGGCUGCACCUUCAGCCAACUCAUCAGGCAAGCCAUCGCCAACCCUUGCUAGCCAUGUAUACCACGACCUCCAAGGUCGAAUCCCGCUUAUUCUCGAUGGUGGAUCGUGUGAUGUAGGUGUCGAGAGUACGGUACUUGAUGGGCUGCGCAUACCACCAGCCAUUUUACGACCUGGAGGCGUUACAUUUGAAACGCUUCAACAAAUCGAAGGCAUGGAAAAGCUCCAAGUGUAUCGAAAACAUUUUGUGGAUAAAGAUCUCGAAAUGGCACCCACCACGCCUGGUAUGAAAUAUCGUCAUUACUCACCAGAGGCCAUGGUCAUCCUGAUAGAACCAAAAGACAAGUUGAGCAUUGACAAGUUUGAAGCAGCUUGGAAAGGUCAAUUGGAAGAAAUACAACGAUCAGGUGUAGGUGUAUCAAAGGUAGGCAUCCUUCGUACUGCACCAGAAGAUGAUGAUAUCGAGUGCAUUUCACUUCAGAUGGGGCGUCAAGGACAUCCAGAGGAGGUCGCUCGUGGUAUGUUUAAGGGAUUACGUGAUUUAGAUGAACGUACGGUCGAUGUCAUCUUUGUCGAGGGUAUAUCUGAAAUUAGAGAAGGCAUGGCCGUCAUGAACCGCUUAAGAAAAGCAGCUACCAAAAUUAUAGAUGUUUAA